AUGGCUGACACACAAAUCUGGCAUCAAUAUGUUGGAGAGAACACAUACAUUGGACCAUUACUAGUGGAAAGAAUUGAGGAAAGAAAGUGUCGAAGAUUGAAGCAUCUAAGGUUAAGAUCUUGUCAGGUAUGCCAGACCCCAAAUGCAACUGAAACAACAGAUGAGAUGCUCUGCUUUUGCAUCCGUUCCAAAGCCACCAAGGUGCAUCUUCAGGCAGCGAACUUCACAAAACUGGCCCUUGAAAAAGCUGAUAUAAUGCAAAUGAAAUUGUUGGCUCUAGUUCAAGACACAGAGAACCCAGCUGACUCCAUUGUGAAGAAAGUCAAUGAAAUUAUGAAGGAUAUUAACAUCCUGAACAGCAUUCUCUUGCAGGCCCCUCCUGGCGAGUUCAGCGAAGUCGUCAAUGAUAUGCGAGCUUUGCUAAAUGAUGAUGAACUGAUAUGUGAGAACAUAGAACGAAUCACUGCAAAGUAUAACCUGGAACAAUUCAUUCCUGUUGCAGUAAAGGAACACAAGGGAAAGGUGCUAAUCACUGAACAUGGUGACCUUGGGAAUGGAUAUUUUCUGGAUCCAAUGCAGAAGGUUUCUUUUAAGUUUGAUCACUUGAACAAAAAUGUUUCUGACAUCCAACCGUAUGAAUUAGAUAUUUCCAUGGAGAGCUGGAGAGGAGCUAUAGAAAGUGCACUCACUAGUUAUGUGGAGAAGCAUUACCCGGAUGGAAACUGCUCUGUAUAUGGGAAAACCUAUGGCAAUCAGAAAGUUAUCACUGCCUGCAUUGAAUCUCACAAAUAUCAGCGAAAUGAGUUCUGGAAUGGCUUUUGGAAAUCCGAAUGGAAACUUGUGUUCUCCCCACCAAAUGCUGAAGUCUCAGGCGCAAUUAAGGUGCAGGCUCAUUACUUUGAGGAGGGUAGCAUCAAUUUGACCAGUAAUGUUGAUCUGAAACAGAAUCUUUCUCGAAAGAAUGAAUGCGAAGGAGCUGCAGAGUUUGUGAAAAUGGUUGAAAAUGCUGACACUGAAUUCCAGGUAGCUCAUGGCUGGUGUUUGUAUAUUUAA
This is a messenger RNA of Carcharodon carcharias (great white shark), 1053 nucleotides long. Its product is annotated as F-actin-capping protein subunit alpha-2-like. NCBI's taxonomy places the organism in Eukaryota, Metazoa, Chordata, Chondrichthyes, Lamniformes, Lamnidae. Gene Ontology annotation, biological process: barbed-end actin filament capping; actin cytoskeleton organization. Bases 1 to 1053 code for a protein of 350 amino acids. Gene Ontology annotation, molecular function: actin filament binding. Gene Ontology annotation, cellular component: actin cortical patch; F-actin capping protein complex. The record is from RefSeq and is a predicted model, not a curated record. The transcript is spliced from 11 exons.